GCUCCCGGCCGACUUUUCGCCAAUGGUCCAGAGCGACAUGUCCAAGUCGCCUCCCACAGCGGCGGCGGCGGUGGCGCAGGAGAUCCAGAUGGAACUGCUGGAGAACGCGGCUCCCGCGGGGGCGCUCGGAGCGGCCGCACAGUCAUAUGGAAAAGGAGCCAGAAGGAAAAACAGAUUUAAAGGAUCCGAUGGGAGCACUUCUUCUGACACUACCUCAAAUAGCUUCGUUCGUCAGGGUUCGGCAGACUCCUACACCAGCCGUCCAUCCGAUUCAGAUGUUUCUUUGGAGGAAGAUCGGGAGGCAGUGCGCAGAGAAGCAGAGCGACAGGCCCAGGCCCAGUUGGAAAAAGCAAAGACAAAGCCCGUUGCAUUUGCAGUUCGGACAAAUGUCAGCUACAGUGCUGCCCACGAAGAUGAUGUUCCCGUGCCAGGCAUGGCCAUCUCAUUCGAAGCAAAAGAUUUUCUGCAUGUUAAGGAAAAAUUUAACAAUGACUGGUGGAUAGGGCGAUUGGUUAAAGAAGGCUGUGAAAUAGGAUUCAUUCCAAGCCCAGUCAAGCUAGAAAACAUGAGGCUACAGCAUGAACAGAGAGCCAAGCAAGGGAAAUUCUACUCCAGUAAAUCAGGAGGAAAUUCAUCAUCCAGUUUGGGUGACAUAGUACCUAGUUCCAGAAAAUCUACACCUCCAUCAUCUGCUAUAGACAUAGAUGCUACUGGCUUAGAUGCAGAAGACAAUGAUAUUCCAGCAAACCACCGCUCCCCUAAACCCAGUGCAAACAGUGUAACGUCACCCCACUCCAAAGAGAAAAGAAUGCCCUUCUUUAAGAAGACAGAGCACACCCCUCCGUAUGAUGUGGUCCCUUCUAUGCGACCUGUGGUCCUGGUGGGCCCCUCUCUGAAGGGGUACGAGGUCACAGAUAUGAUGCAAAAGGCACUGUUUGAUUUUUUAAAACACAGAUUCGAAGGGCGGAUUUCCAUCACAAGGGUCACCGCUGACAUCUCACUGGCCAAACGCUCUGUCUUAAACAAUCCCAGUAAGCAUGCAAUAAUAGAAAGAUCCAACACGAGGUCAAGCUUAGCGGAAGUUCAGAGUGAAAUCGAAAGGAUUUUUGAACUUGCAAGAACACUGCAACUGGUGGUCCUUGACGCGGACACUAUCAAUCACCCAGCCCAGCUCAGUAAAACCUCUCUGGCCCCUAUUAUAGUGUAUGUCAAGAUUUCUUCUCCUAAGGUUUUACAGAGGUUAAUAAAGUCUCGAGGGAAAUCUCAAGCGAAACACCUCAAUGUCCAGAUGGUGGCGGCAGAUAAGCUAGCUCAGUGUCCUCCAGAGCUGUUUGAUGUGAUCCUGGAUGAGAACCAGCUCGAGGAUGCCUGUGAACACCUGGCCGACUACCUGGAGGCCUACUGGAAGGCCACCCACCCUCCCAGCAGCAGUCUCCCCAACCCCCUGCUCAGCCGCACUUUAGCCACCUCCACCCUGCCCGUCAGCCCCACACUAGCCUCCAACUCACAGGGUUCUCAAGGGGAUCAGAGGACGGAUCGCGGGGCUCCGGCCCGCUCUGCUUCCCAAGCUGAAGAAGAACCCUGCCCGGAACCGGUCAAGAAAGCCCAGCAUCGCUCCUCCACCCAGCACCACAACCAUCGCAGCGGCACCAGCCGAGGCCUCUCCAGGCAAGAGACCCUGGACUCGGAGACGCAGGAGAGUCGCGACUCCGCCUACGUGGAGCCCAAGGAAGAAUACUCGCACGAACACGCGGACCACUACGCCCCGCCCCGCGACCACAACCACCGAGAGGAGCUCCAUGGGGGCGGGGAGCACAGACACAGGGAGACUCGGCACCGCUCCAGGGACCCGGACCGGGAGCAGGACCACAACGAGUGCAACAAACAGCGGAGCCGCCACAAAUCCAAGGAUCGCUACUGUGACAAGGAUGGGGAAGGGGUGUCCCGGAGACGGAACGAGGCUGCGGACUGGAACAGGGAUGUUUACAUCCGCCAAUGACUUUUCUGCCCUUUUCUGUUGUUGUUGUUUUUUUUUUUUAAGUCUUGUACACCCACCACCCGCCCAACUCGAUCUUGAGGGGAGGGGUGGGGUCUACACUGCAAUCAUAUGUGAUUUGUCUUGUAUAUUUUGUACUGCUGUUGCUUGGAUAGCAACAGCAUAAAAUAGAGUAUUAAUACACUUUUUUUUUUUUUCUUUUUUAAGUGCUCUAUCAAUUGGCCUGGAAAGACUGCAGGCCCCCGGUUGUCUACAGAUCCUUGAACCCCGUCUAGGGUAGCUGCCAUUCAAACAAAAUCUGUUGCUGUCUGAGUGGCGUUCGUAUUUUAAGAAGCAUAGCUGAUGUUUUCGAAAAUGUGGUUGAUGUAUCCAGUAGGCCAGAACUGGCCCAGAUAAAAAGUGGAGUUUCCUGAUUCUUGCCGAUUUUUUACUAUGUAGGCACCUGAUUUGCAUAUUCAUCCAUGGACCACUGUUUCUUGCUUGUACCUCCGGCUGACUAAAUUUGGGGACAGAUUCAGUCUUGCCUUACACAAAGGGGAUCAUAAAGUCAGAAUCUAUUUUCUAUGUAUUAGUAUUGUGUACUGUAUAGACAGUUUGUAAAUGUUAUUUCUGCAAACACCUUCUUACAAUAAUUAUAUAUAUUAUAUAUAAUAUAUAUAUAUAUAUCAGUUUGAUCACACUAUUUUAGAGUCUUAAUGCCAAGUCAGCAGACCUGCUUUAUGAAUUACAGGGACUAGAAAAGCCCACCUUCAGGAAAUUUGUAAUAGCAUCGACUCGACGCCCAUCCCCAUUCACUAGAGAGUCUGUACAUACUGUAAAUACGUGUGGCUGCUUGACUUGAAAAGGUUUGAUUUCUGAAUGUUUCACCAUCCUUGUAAGUUUAUCAUUUCUGACCAUAAACUAUGGGAAAUAUAUAACCAAACUCCAAGAGUUGUUCUACUCCGUGCAGUUCACACUGAUUGUGACAACCACGUCCUGCGUAGCUAGUGUCUGAGGUCACAGCACUGGAGUCUAGGAGCUGGAACCCGUGUGCGUGUGGGUCUGGGGGUGAGCAUGUGCGAGCAAGUGGAGGGUGUGAGUGUGGAAGACGCAAGAAGCAUCCAGCCUGGGCCACCGGCACACACCCACCUGGCUCCGCCGUUCACUAUGCUGCUGCGGGAGUCACCGGGGCGUAGUGGGGAGCUCGCUGCCAAAGGGGACUCAUUCAGAGAGCUCCCACCUGCUGGCUCCUUGGCUGUGCCCCUGGAAAGGAAAAAUACGGGCCGCUUUUAACUGUGAGUGUUCCACUGGAAAUGUCUGAUCUCUCAUGUGUCCGAGUGUCUGUCGUAGGGAGAAACGUUUACACAGCUUGUAGAAUAAUUUCAGGGGAAAAUCAGAGACCGUGACUCCUCCCGCCCCGCUGGCUGUUCCCCUCUUCUCUCCUCCAUCCAUCACCUCCCAUUCCAUUCCCAUCUCCCCCACCAACUCCCGACACUUUCACCGUCCGUCAAAACCUAGAAGUGCUUCUUAUAACCAAAGUUUCUGCUCUUCAGAAGAAAUCAGGGCAAAAUGAGGUGACUUGAAGUGAACAAAGAUGUUGAGGUUUCCUGUGUGGGACACCUGCCCUGAAGGGGAAGCCAGAGAUGCUGAGCCUGGUGUCAGGGACACGCUGGCGGCAGCCCACGAGGUGGCUGUCAUGCUGAGGCCAAAACCUGCUCUGUCUCUAUGUCUGUCUAUGUAUGUCUGUCUGUCCAGUAAAGCCUGGAUGGGUAAGACAGUAUUAGGUGUGCACGGACCUGGCACUUGAAGUCUGUUCCUGGAAAACUCCUCUCUAUGAUUGCCUACCUUCAGACCUGGACAUUAAAAAUUCUUGUUUUAUUAAAUAAGGCUAUUUUUUUAUUUCACUUCUUUGGUUAUUCCAGGUUCUUGCCAAAUAUCCUUGGACCUUUACAAGUAAAACUGUUUCAUGUUUCAUUCCCUAUUUUCCUCCCCCAAAGAAAACUCAAGAGUUAUAAAAAUGAAUUAUACAUAUAGUGUUUUAUCAGAUAACAGAGAAACCAUUUCCCUCAAUCUGUUAAUUAGCUCUGUACUGUUGACAUACCUUUAUUUAUUGAAUAUAAAGACACUAGUCAUAAUAUAUAAAUUUUCAGUAUAAAUUAGUCACAUCAUUGGGAAACCAUGUUCCAAUUAAAGUUACUUUUAUAAAAUACUUCCAGUCAACUUUUCAUCACAGUAAGAUGUCCUAAUCACCAGCCCCAACCUUUCCUAUACAAAAUUACAUCCCAGUUCAUGACUUUGGAAUAUUUGAAUUCUUGAGGUAUAACUGGUAUGUAUCUUUUUUGCUGCUACCAUUAAUCCCUUUCAAAGAACUACAUUAAUGGAUUCCAUUUUUAAAAAUUUUGUACCUGGACCCUUCAUUUCUCACUUUACUGUGAAACACAUUAGUCCAAAUCAGAGUGUUCCUCAGAAACCUCUAUUGCAGGAUUUGACAUAAGCGCAUCUAUCUGUGAAGACUGUGUAGUGGGUGUAUGUGUAAACGGUGUGUGCAAAAUAUGUAAAUGAAGAAACAAUCCCAAGGACAAUGGGAUAUUUACUGACUCGUAGAAUGUAAAAUUCUAAGUCUUUUCACACAGCAAAGGUUUCAUUUAACCAACUGGGUUGUAGAAUCAUGAUUUUUGUAGUUAACCUAGAAAAUGCUGGAAAUGUUCUGAAUAGUUCUAUGGUUUUUUUUCCUUGUCAAACCCAUUUCAAUUUUUUCUCUGCUCUCUCUCUACUGCUCAUUUAAGUUACUGUUACAAAAAGGUGCUGCUAAAUGUAGGCCGUCUUAGUUAUCCUGUACUUUGGGACAAUGCCCCAUUUGAACAUGGUCUGCUCUGCAUUCAUGUUAAACCUUCACUGUCAGCUACACCAAACUGUUCAACAAGCCUGGUUUAUAGUCAUUCGUAUCAAACAAAUAAAGAGCUGGCUUCUGCACUGUUUACUAUUAGUAGUAUUAAUUGCCAUUUCAGGAGUGAGUCUUACAGUUGACAGUAUGUUAAACACUUACCUGCACUUCCCUCACGUGGCUCAUCUUCCGGGGGC
Molecule: messenger RNA, 5056 nt
Organism: Dama dama (fallow deer)
Lineage: Eukaryota; Metazoa; Chordata; Mammalia; Artiodactyla; Cervidae
Gene: CACNB2
Product: calcium voltage-gated channel auxiliary subunit beta 2
Exons: 14
Coding region: 23-1999 (658 amino acids)
Biological process (GO): regulation of voltage-gated calcium channel activity; calcium ion transmembrane transport; chemical synaptic transmission
Cellular component (GO): voltage-gated calcium channel complex
Molecular function (GO): protein binding; high voltage-gated calcium channel activity
Source: RefSeq, a predicted model, not a curated record